Messenger RNA from Letharia lupina, 336 nucleotides. RefSeq lists its product as uncharacterized. The transcript is spliced from 2 exons. The coding region runs from base 1 to 336 and encodes 111 amino acids. Lineage: Eukaryota; Fungi; Ascomycota; Lecanoromycetes; Lecanorales; Parmeliaceae. The record is from RefSeq and is a predicted model, not a curated record.
AUGGCCGGGCUGAUUUUGAACGGCAAGCCACAGAGAAGUUGGUACACCGUGCGACAGAAUGCGAAGCACCACUUGAACCCUUUACAUCGGACGCCUGAUCCUUAUCCUAUCGAGAGCGCCUUUCGGUUAUCCGUGGAAAAUGUAUUCAAGGCUUCAGGCGAUACUAAAUCUUCAACCGCCGCAAGUGAGCUUAGCAAUGCUCCUAUAGAAGAUGGAGAUGAUGUUACGGGACCAGCUGAGGUUCUCCCAACAACGAAGGAGGAGGAUCAGUCUCGACUAUCUUGUGCUCGGAGCAUGCAAGGGCCAGACGAGCAAGUUGUAGCUGACCAGGUCUAA